GCACAGAAAGAAAGUAUAUAUAUAUAUCAAUCUCAUGCUACCUUGUUAAUUCAAAUAGUAACAAUCCGCAAUCCAAAGAUUAAGUUUUGUAUUGUACUCUCCUCGAACCUCACUUGCAAAACAUCGAUCACAGCCGAUUCUCAGCCUCUUCGUGUUAAGCUAUCUCAUUUCGUUCGAUUCCAUUCCGCAUCCGCAGUACUCAAUCCCUUCAUUAUGUCGGGCACAGAUGUCGUCAAGGAGGAUGCCAACGACAUCUCUAGCGGCGGAAACUUAAUAGGACUCGGCUCAGUCAAUGGCGUCGACAAGCCUUCUCGCAAGGCCAUUAACGCCAUGAACUGGCCUCUGUGGAUGAAGAUCUAUCAUACCGCUAUUCCUUGCUUCCUAGCAUUUUUGAUCACGUUCACCUCGUCCGUCGAUGUCCCUGCCACCGAGGCACUCAUGAAAGAGUUCAACAUCAGUCAGACCAAAUCCCUCCUCUCAGGAACCCUAUAUAUGUUGGGCUUAGCGUUCGGUCCUAUGAUCAUGGCACCCCUAUCAGAGUUUGUUGGUCGUUGGUGGCUAUACCUAGUAACCUCAUCAAGCAUCGUUGCUUUUGCAUGUGGUGCUGCUGCUUCGAAAAGUUUUGCCACCCUUUUGGUCUGCCGUUUCUUCUGUGGAUUCUUGGGAUCUGCUGGAGUUGCGAUCGGUGCAGGAACGAUCCUUGAUGUCUGGGGUGGCGCAAAAGCUGGAGGAUUGGCAAGACUUCUCUUCAUUUGCGGACCUUUCUUGGGACCUUCUCUGGGCCCCUUGACAGGCGCGUAUGCUAUGCACGAAUACGAUGGCGACCGCAGGUGGACCCAGUGGGUGGUAGCCUUGAUUGGAGCACCCACCUGGAUUUUGAUUCUGUUCAUGAAGGAGACUUCUGACUCCCGAAUUAAACCCACUCGUGAGCACUCCGGUCCGUUCGGCAUUGUGAUCAUAGCCUUGUCAACGCUUAAAGCUGCAGCGGCCCGUUCAUGGAGCAUCCUUACGACUGAAUCUAUUGCAUUCUCCCUGACUCUAUACACGGGAUAUGCAUAUGCAGUGAUCUUCAGCUAUUUUGCAAGCGCCACUUAUGUUUACGAAAUCGACUUUGGUUUUAAUGAGCGACAGGUUGGCCUUUCUUUCAUCAGUGUGGUCAUCGGUUAUUUCCUGGCUGCUGUUAUGCAUGUCGUAGUUGAGGGGACACUGUAUGCUCGAGCUGUGCGCAACGCCCCUGAUGGCUAUCCAGCCCCAGAGCACCGACUCUACACCGCGAUGGCUGGGAGUGUUUUCUUGCCCAUUGGGCUAUUCUGGUAUGCAUGGGGAGCUCAGCCAAACGGCCACUGGGCAGUAGCUGUCGCUAGCGGAAUCCCAUUCGGUCUUGGUGCUUUUGUUCUCUUCCUGUCCUCAAUUAUCUACCUCGUUGAGGCAUACGGAGCUGCUGCUGCAGCAUCUGCGCUCGCCGCUAACGGAUCUAUCCGAUACAUGCUCGGAGCGAUAUUCCCUUUGUUCACCAUUCAGAUGUAUGAGAAUCUCGGCAUCCAUUGGGCGGGAAGUGUGUUUGCCUUUUUGUCUUUAGCACUCCUUCCUAUCCCUUGGCUACUGUUCAAAUACGGCCACCUGCUCCGGAGAAACAGCCGUUUCAUAUCAUCUACUUGAGCAGAGCGCCCGAGAAAUGAAAACACAUUCGUACCACGCAUGUACGCGCAUCAACGGGAGUAGAUGCGCUACCCCAGCAUUAGCAUUUUGUUAAAAGCACUGAGGUCUCAAGUUUUACGCAUUGUUAUAGAGGUUGUAUUCUAAGAAUUUAAUAACUGGUGUUGAU
Molecule: messenger RNA, 1825 nt
Organism: Talaromyces stipitatus ATCC 10500
Lineage: Eukaryota; Fungi; Ascomycota; Eurotiomycetes; Eurotiales; Trichocomaceae
Product: MFS polyamine transporter, putative
Exons: 5
Coding region: 214-1659 (481 amino acids)
Biological process (GO): spermidine transport; transmembrane transport; spermine transport
Molecular function (GO): spermine transmembrane transporter activity; spermidine transmembrane transporter activity
Source: RefSeq, a predicted model, not a curated record